Rosa rugosa (rugosa rose) is the source of this 3061-nucleotide messenger RNA. Its product is annotated as pentatricopeptide repeat-containing protein At5g64320, mitochondrial. NCBI's taxonomy places the organism in Eukaryota, Viridiplantae, Streptophyta, Magnoliopsida, Rosales, Rosaceae. Gene Ontology annotation, molecular function: protein binding. The record is from RefSeq and is a predicted model, not a curated record. The transcript has 3 exons. The coding region runs from base 336 to 2483 and encodes 715 amino acids.
GGACGUAAGAGAGGCUCAAAUAGCGUGAGCUAAAUUUGGAGUGCAGGAGCAGCUUGAGGAAAAUGCAUCGGCUAGUUAAACCCGCUGAAAUGGGAAGGUUUUGCUACUCUCUCAAACCUAACCAGAUUGUUCAAUUUCAUCUGCAUCCAAUUGGGUUUUCCCAAUCGUCUCAUCUCUGCCACUGCUGGAAUUGCUCAGUUGAAUAAUCCUCACUCAGGUAACAUCACCCUUUCUUGUAAAUACCAAAUUGCAUAGGAACUUGGGAACCCCAUUUGAGUUUUCGUUCCAGGUUUUCUGCUUAGUUUCUGAGAGUUCUGCUAUACCCAUUUAGAGUAAUGUUAAAAAUUCCAAAACUUUGGCAUCCUCUGACCAAAAAGUUGCAAUCUUUGAUCAAUACUCACCGUUUUGGGAUUUUCUCAGCUGGGUAUGUUAAGGGUAGCAAUGACAAUGGUUUUGAGUCAGAGAAUGAGUGGGAGAGGUUGCUUAAGCCAUUUGACCUCAAUGAACUUCGGAAAUCACUCGUUCAAAUUACCCCAGUUCAGCUUUGUAAGUUACUUGAACUCCCACUUGACGUGCCCACGUCAAUGGAAAUGUUCGAAUUGGUGGGUGCCCAGAGGGGAUAUAGCCAUUCAUUUGAUGUGUACUAUAUGUUGAUUGAUAAGCUUGGCGCGGCGGGGGAGUUUAAGGUCAUGGAUAGGUUGUUGAUGCAGAUUAAAGAUGAAGGGAUGGUUUUUAGAGAGUCCAUUUUCAUUAUGAUCAUGAAACAUUAUGGCAGAGCGGGCUUGCCUGGUCAGGCGACUAGGCUGCUUCUGGAUAUGAGAGGGGUUUAUUCUUUUGAACCUACUUUCAAAUCUUACAAUGCUGUUUUGGAUAUACUGGUGGCUGGGAAUUGCCCCAAGGUGGCACCCAAUGUGUUCUAUGACAUGUUGAGUAGGGGCAUCUCUCCCAAUGUUUACACAUUUGGGCUGGUUUUGAAGGCAUUUUGUAUGGUUAAUGAGGUGGAUUCUGCAUGCUCGCUUCUUAGAGACAUGACGAAGCAUGGGUGUGUGCCGAAUUCUGUGGUUUACCAGACUCUUAUACAUGCCCUCGCCAGAAAUGAGCGAGUGAAUGAAGCAUUGAGACUUUUGGAGGAAAUGUUCUUGAUGGGUUGCACUCCUGAUGUUCAGACUUUUAAUGAUAUUAUCCAUGGUCUCUGCAAGGUCAAUCGGAUUCAGGAGGCAGCAAAGUUGGUUGAUCGGAUGCUUUUGCGGGGUUUUUCUCCUGAUGAGAUAACUUAUGGAGUUUUAAUGAACGGAUUAUGUAGAACAGGGCAAGUUGAUGAAGCAAGGGCAUUGUUAAAUAAAGUGCCUAGCCCGAAUGCUGUGCUUUUCAAUACCUUGAUUAAUGGUUAUGUUACCAGUGGACGCUUUGAUGAAGCCAAAGUUGUCUACUGUGAUGGCAUGCUGGGUAGCAGCUGUGACCUUGAUGUUUAUACAUUUAACAUUCUGAUUCGUGGACUUUGCAAGAAGGGCAGUUUGGCUUCUGCUCGUGAAUUGAUCAGUGAGAUGGAAACUAAGGGCUGCAAGCCCAAUGUGAUAACUUACACGAUAUUGGUUGAUGGGUUAUGCAAGGAAGGUCAACUGCAGGAAGCUGGUGAUGUUUUAAAUGAGAUGUCAUACAAGGGUCUUGGUCCGAAUAUCGUGGGAUACAAUUGUCUAAUAUCUGCUCUCUGCAAGGAUGGAAAGGUCCAUGAAGCUUUAAAGUUGUUCAGUGAAAUCUCAAGCAAAGGAUGUAAGGCAGACAUAUUUACCUUUAAUUCUUUGAUAUUUGGAUUGUGCAAGGUUGAUAGGAUGGAAGAGGCAUUGGGAUUGUACCAUGAUAUGUUAUUGGAGGGUGUUAUUGCCAACACUGUAACUUAUAACACAUUAAUUCAUGGUUUUCUGACUGGAGGUGCGAUCCAAGAAGCACUGAAGCUUGUAAAUGAAAUGGUGUCUAGAGGAUGCCCUCUUGACAAAAUAACCUAUAAUGGGUUAGUAAAGGCACUCUGCAGAGCUGGGGCUGUUGAAAAAGCAAGGGGAUUGUUUGAAGAAAUGAUGAGGACAGGACUUCAUCCAGAUAGUAUCUCAUGCAAUAUUUUGAUUAAUGGCCUCUGUAAAAGUGGCAAAGUAUAUGAAGCCCUUGAGUUCCUAAGGGAUAUGAUUCAUCGUGGUUUAAUGCCCGAUAUAGUCACUUAUAAUAGCCUGAUAAAUGGUAUGUGCAAGAUGGGACACAUUUGGGAAGCUUUGAAUCUCUUUGACAGAUUACAAGCUGAAGGGGUAUGCCCUGAUGCUAUUACUUAUAACACUUUGAUCAGUUGGCAUUGCAAAGAGGGCAUGAUUAAUGAUGCUUGUUUGCUUCUACAUAGAGGUGUGACUAAUGGAUUCAUACCAAAUCAUGUGACAUGGUAUAUAUUGGUCAGCAACCUGUCUAAAGAAAGAGGUUAUGUCCAUCAGGGCUUUAUUUAAGCCUAGUUUAUUUUUCUCCGGAGCGCACUAAGGAUUCUCAUGGUAUUUCUGAAAGCAUUUAUGCUGAUGGUGAUUGGAGGUGGAUAUGAAGGCACACGUUUUGAUUUUUAGUUGGUGGUAAUCCUGAUUUUUGAGUGCUUUUAAAUUAUAAGGAUUUUGCACCUGCCAGUUUGAUUUGUUGGUUGGUGAUUGGGGAGAAAUCCGGCUGGCUCUCUGGAAUACUUGGCUGAGUUUUCUGCUGGUUGAGGCAGAACAAACUACAUGAUGCUUUGUGUUGAUUGUUGAGUCGCGUUAAAGGUGGAGCUAAUUGUUUUUGACCUAUAUUAUGUUGUGGAUUCAAGAUAAGCGCCUUUCUUAGCUAGAAGCAUGCACAUUAGAUAAGAAAACAGCUGGAUAUAUAGAACAGAUGUAUUCAACUGUGCGCGCGCUCUAUUUUGUGGAGAAUCAGUUCAAAAUGGUACAAAAAUUUCACACUUGCAGGUGAAAUGGUCAAUGAAAUAUAUGAACAUCUAAUUACAGGAGGGAAUGCAAGUAUCCUUCUGUUGAUGGCACAUGUCUGGGUGUCAUACAGGAGUGUU